Carya illinoinensis is the source of this 705-nucleotide messenger RNA. RefSeq names its product transcription initiation factor IIA subunit 2-like. The record is from RefSeq and is a predicted model, not a curated record. Gene Ontology annotation, biological process: transcription initiation at RNA polymerase II promoter; RNA polymerase II preinitiation complex assembly. NCBI's taxonomy places the organism in Eukaryota, Viridiplantae, Streptophyta, Magnoliopsida, Fagales, Juglandaceae. Gene Ontology annotation, cellular component: transcription factor TFIIA complex. The coding region runs from base 176 to 496 and encodes 106 amino acids. Gene Ontology annotation, molecular function: RNA polymerase II general transcription initiation factor activity; TBP-class protein binding. The transcript has 4 exons.
UCCAGAUCUGUCGCGGCUAUAUAUACCCCUCAGCUACAAAAGCUAGGGUAUAAAAAGCCCCAAAUCUCUCCGCCAUAAACUCUUCGAGAGCGAACGUUAAACAAGACAAGGCUCAGACGAAAAGCUCCUCUACCUUCUAGCCAACCGAUCAUCUCAUCUCGUGUGGUGACGGAUAAUGGCCACGUUCGAACUUUACCGGAGGUCGACGAUCGGGAUGUGCCUGACCGAGACUUUGGACGAGAUGGUUCAGAACGGCACUCUUAGUCCUGAGCUGGCAAUUCAGGUUCUUGUGCAGUUUGACAAGUCUAUGACUGAAGCUUUGGAAGAUCAAGUGAAAAGUAAGGUCACCAUUAAGGGACAUCUGCACACUUACAGAUUUUGCGACAACGUUUGGACCUUCAUCUUACAGGAUGCUUUGUUUAAGAGUGAGGAAUGCCAGGAGACUGUUGGCCAGGUGAAAAUUGUGGCGUGUGAUUCAAGGCUGCUCACGCAAUGAAAUGCCCGGAGUCAGUUGCCUGUUUAAUAAGGAGAAUUUUACUGUCCCUUUGUUGGAAGUAGAGGGACAUGCUGGCAAGGAAGAAAGUGGGAGCUGGUCUGAUUACCUGCAGGAACUUUGUAACUGUAAGACAUUGAACGUAAAUUGUAAAGCUAUCACGCUCCAUGAUUAUAAUUAUUUGAUGUUACAUGUAUUAUGGUUCCAGUUCA